GAUUCCCGCGCUCACUCACAAGAAGCAGAGAAGUGAGAAUAUGGAUGAGCAUGAACCCUGGGAACAACUAGACGUCGACGAAUCAGAGCUCAUCUCUCUUAGUCUUCGUCCUUGCAAGCGCUCUGCUUCCCAUUCCCUCAAAUCAAAUCAUCCUCAGCCCCCCAAGCCCUCUUCCAACCUCAUUCCGGGCCCCGCCAGAGCCCUACAGGCCGCGAUGCAGCGCAGGACCCAAACCCACCGCCACCACCCCCACGACCGCGAUGAGGAGGAGCCCAUUCCGACUCAAGAGUUCGUAAGGAGAGUCGUCGAGGUUGGCGAUGAUCACGAUGCCGAUUUCACCACCAAUCCCUGGCUUUGCGCUCUCGAUUUUCUUACCCAACAAGGUGUUCACUUUCCGACGACCUUGGGUUCUAUCAGGAAGGGGAUUGAAUCUCACAGAUUGGCUCAGGUUGUUGCUAUAAUCAAAUCUUGCACACCAAAUGGUCUUGGUGAUCUCAUGCUUACUCUGAAGGAUCCUACAGGUACAAUUGGUGCUAGCAUCCACCACACAGUCCUUUCUGAGGGAGACUUUGGGAAGAGCAUAUCUGUUGGUGCAGUUUUGGUACUGCAGAAGGUUGCUGUGUUCUCCCCCUCACGAUCUGCGUGUUAUCUUAAUAUAACCAAGAACAACAUGGUUAAGGUCAUCUCCAAGGAUAGCGGACCUCUCGUGACAAAGGAUCUUCUUACUUCAUCUGUCCACAAUCCUGCUCCCAGCAGUGGAAGUAGUGAAAACUUAUGGAUGCCACAAGAAAAGUUCCCUCCGCCACAGGAAAGCACUGAAAGAAUCAUGAAUUUUCUGAGACAAAACUCUAAGGCGAGAGAGAGUCAGCAUAAUACUGAGAAACACAUGGAAACAGAUCAUGCGGCAACAGGACUGAGCUGCUCUGGCCACGAGCAGUGCGGAAGCCAAAACACGGACGUAGAGGUUCUAUCUUCAUUGGUGAAAAAGGCAAUGCCUGAUGGAAUCACAAACAUGGAGGACACUACUGAUAACGAUCAAGUAACUCUGGUAGCUGAGAAGCCCAACGCUGGCAGAGUGGCUGAAGGAGACAAUGCAUCCAGCCACACCCAAGCCAUUAAUCAUGCGACUCUGGUAACUGAGAAGCCCAACCUUGGCACAGUGGCCAAAGGUUACAAUCCAUUGAGCAGGACGCAACCCAUUAGUGCUUCUGCAAACUCAGUUGAGAUCCCUAACCCUGACGAUGAUCAAGAAGUUGAGAGAAUAACUGGAGCUAAAAGGCAGAGGCAGCCACUAAUUUCGAGAACUUCACUCCCAGAGUAUACAGAAGAAGAGCUGGAUCUUUUUGAAUUUGACUGAGGCAAGUACAUGUUAGAAUACAGCGUGAAAUGAACCUCGCUAGUGCUAGUGUAUAGUUUACUCAAACGGUUUCUUCUGCAUCUACAGUGAUAAUGCCUUCUGGUUUUUUUUUGUUUUCGUGUCAGAUAAUCCGCUCUGAGACUGGUAAAAGAAAGAAAUAUUAUAGAAUCUUGCAAAGGGAACUUUUAGGCAUUGAGCUCUUUUGAAGCUUGGUCAACAAUAGUUUGCAGACUGAUUUAGUUCUGAUCAACGACUAAUCAUUGAAAUGUCAAGUUCCUGG
Molecule: messenger RNA, 1637 nt
Organism: Prunus mume (Japanese apricot)
Lineage: Eukaryota; Viridiplantae; Streptophyta; Magnoliopsida; Rosales; Rosaceae
Product: nuclear localized protein
Biological process (GO): recombinational repair
Source: RefSeq, a predicted model, not a curated record